AUGGCGUCCAGCGACGGGAAGCCACUGCCAACCCCGGCCUCUGCGGGCGCCGCCGGCGGCACCGCGCCGCCGGGGCAGCCGACCACGGUGGCGUCCAAGGUGCUGGACAUGGGCGCGGCGGCGAUGCAGUCGCUGCGCCCCGUGAAGCAGGUGAAGCAGCACGUGUGCACGCUCGCGCUGUACGCGCACGACCCGAAACGACAGGUGGAGACGCACCACUACGUCUCCCGCCUCAACCAGGACUUCCUCCAGUGCGCCGUCUACGACUCCGACAGAGCCGACGCGCGCCUCAUCGGCGUGGAGUACAUCGUGUCGAGGAAGAUCUUCGAGUCGCUGCCGGCGGAGGAGCAGCGGCUGUGGCACUCGCACGCGCACGAGAUCAAGUCCGGCCUGUGGACGAGUCCGCACGUGCCGACGCCGCUGGAGAAGGCGGAACUGGACCACCUGGCCACCACGUUCGGCAAGUUCUGGUGCACCUGGCAGGUGGACCGCGGCGACCGCCUGCCGCUGGGCGCCCCCGCGCUGAUGGUGUCCCCGCAGGCCGACCCCGCCGCCACCGUGCGCCCCGACCUGGUCCGGAAGCGAGACGACAGGUACGGCUUCUCCACGGAGGAGCUCCGCGCUGCUAGGUUCGACGUCGAGGCGCCCGCCGAGGAGCACCCGGGGAAGGCCGACUACUGGCUCCGCCACCGCAAGGGGUUCGCGGUGGACGUCGUGCCGCACGAGAUGAAGCGUCACGCGCCGUUCCCGUGA
Messenger RNA from Miscanthus lutarioriparius, 753 nucleotides. The record is from the annotation of a GenBank genome assembly. Lineage: Eukaryota; Viridiplantae; Streptophyta; Magnoliopsida; Poales; Poaceae.